Molecule: messenger RNA, 1226 nt
Organism: Amphimedon queenslandica
Lineage: Eukaryota; Metazoa; Porifera; Demospongiae; Haplosclerida; Niphatidae
Exons: 6
Coding region: 236-1066 (276 amino acids)
Source: RefSeq, a predicted model, not a curated record
AAUACGGUCUAAUGCAUCCUCCAUUGGACGGUCACUUGCACUCCCUGGACUGUCGUGCUGUCAUUGAGGAACUGCUCAAGUGUCACAAGGAGAAUCCGUUGAGGAAGUACCUGGGGGUCUGUAACCAGCUCAAGAGAGACUUGAACAAGUGCCUCCAGGAGGAAUACUUGGAAAGAAGACAAAGGAACUGGGAGGAGUCUCAGAGGCUCAAGGAAGCAGCAAGGAAUAUAAAGUAAUGUCGGAGAGAAAAAUCCUUAACGAGAGUAUGGGAGUGGGUGUGUCAGUGGGUGGAGCUUCAUUAGAGAGUAUUGGUAUCCAGUUACAAAGCAGCAUGCUUCAGUUAAAAGGAUUGUACCUUUCACCUGAUGGCAGAGGAGUAGACUAUGGGAGAAUAAAAGAGAGUGAAGAAUUCAACAGAUACAGAGAAAUAGCAAAGACACUAACUACCGUUGACGUGAUGAAGGAGAGCAAUGAAGAGCAAAGAAAAGCAUUCUUUAUAAAUGUGUAUAAUUCAUUGACUAUUCAUGGAUUGGUUGAUGCUGAUGUGUUACCAUCCUCUGUACUGGAAAUGAAAGGAUUCUGGAGGAAUACCUGCUACAACAUUGGUGGCUAUAUAUUAUCACUUGAUGAUAUUGAACACGGCAUAUUAAGGUGCAACAGGCCACACCCCUCUGAUGAAACCACACCCCUUUUUUCAUCAACUGAUGAGCGUUUGAAAUUAUCUUUAAGCUCCUUUGACCCGAGACUCCACUUUGCUCUUGUUUGUGGAGCUAAAUCGUGUCCAGCUAUACAAGUAUAUUCUGCUAAUAAAUUGGAGCGGGCAUUAAAUGGAGCGACAAGAAAUUUCUGUUCGCAAGAAGUUGUAAUAGAUGUAGCAAAUAGAAAAGUUACUCUAUCAAAAUUGUUCUUGUGGUAUUUCAAAGAUUUUGGAUCAACAGUAGAGGAACUGUUGGCUUGGGUCAGUAAUUAUUUGGACGAUAAUAAAGAUAUUAAUUAUUUAUUGAAUGACGUCAGUAAUAUAAAUAUUGAAUACAAAGAUUAUGACUGGUUAAUUAAUAAACUUUAAUAAUUAUCAGUUAAGUGAUAGUGCUAUUAUUGUUAUAUUAAUGUAUUAUAAUUAUUAAUUAUUUUUUUUGUAAAAAAGCAUGAUCAAGCACUUCUUGAGCUGUUGGCCUUUGACCUGGGUCACUGCAUUAUUAUAAUAACAAUAUUAUUACUAAUGAUAA